Messenger RNA from Parnassius mnemosyne (clouded apollo), 942 nucleotides. NCBI's taxonomy places the organism in Eukaryota, Metazoa, Arthropoda, Insecta, Lepidoptera, Papilionidae. The record is from the annotation of a GenBank genome assembly.
AUGAUCAGCGUAUUAAAUACUAUCGAUACAGGCCAUGAAGAUAUGAUACAUGAUGCUGAAUUAGAUUACUAUGGAUUGCGAUUAGCAACAUGCUCUUCUGAUAAUUCAGUGAAGAUUUACGACAUCAAGAGCGGCACGCAGACUCUUGCCGCCGAUUUGAAAGGCCACUUUGGACCAGUGUGGCAAAUCGCAUGGGCACACCCAAAAUACGGUAAUCUACUAGCUUCUUGUUCUUAUGACAGAAAGGUCAUUAUUUGGAAAGAGUCUGGCGAAUGGACGAAGUUGUACGAAUACACAGGCCAUGAAAGCUCUGUGAACUCUGUAGCAUGGGCUCCUGCCGAAUACGGACUUAUAUUAGCUUGUUGCAGCUCCGACGGGUCCAUAUCUAUUAUUACAUACAAUCAAGAUGGUGGCAAUUGGGAUGUUAAAAAGAUACCUGGCGCUCAUGCUAUUGGUGUAAACUCAAUAAGCUGGUGUCCAGCAAUAUCAGCAGACCUUAAUUUGGAUCCUCUUAGUAAUAAGGAAGCACCUAAAAGAAUAGUAUCUGGUGGAUGUGACAAUUUGAUAAAGAUCUGGAGGGAACAAGGAGACCAAUGGGUGGAGGAAAAUCGUCUUGAAAUGCACAUGGAUUGGGUGAGAGAUGUUGCAUGGGCACCCUCACUAGGACUUCAACAUUCCAUGAUCGCUAGCUGCUCACAAGACAAGCGAGUUGUCAUUUGGACAAGCGAUGACAAUGUGUCGUGGACACCAACAAUCCUUAACACGUUUGACGAUGUUGUAUGGAGUGUUAGUUGGUCACUAACUGGAAACAUUUUGGCUGUUUCUGGUGGUGACAAUAAAGUCAGUCUCUGGCGAGAGAAUGCCGAUGGGCAGUGGUUAUGUAUAAGUGAAGUCGCCAAAGGACUAGGUCAAACUCCAAGUGAAGAAAGAAGCACUCUUUAA